Messenger RNA from Amphiprion ocellaris (clown anemonefish), 635 nucleotides. RefSeq names its product solute carrier family 25 member 34-like. The record is from RefSeq and is a predicted model, not a curated record. The transcript has 4 exons. The annotation marks the transcript as partial. NCBI's taxonomy places the organism in Eukaryota, Metazoa, Chordata, Actinopteri, Pomacentridae.
GUGAAGACUCAUCUGCAGGCUCAGACUGUGGAGGCGAUAGCAGUCGGUCACCAGCAUAACCAUCUGGGAGUGUCUGAUGCCUUUGCUACCAUCUAUAGAAGAGAUGGUUUAAUUGGUCUGUGGAGGGGUGUGAACGGGGCCGUGCCUCGAGUCAUGGUGGGAUCAGCUGCUCAACUGGCAACCUUCACCUCGGCCAAGGACUGGGUGUCACAUUCCCAGUGGUUCAGUCCAAACAACUGGCUCACGGCGUUGAUAGCCGCUGCCAUCAGUGGAGUUGCUGUUGCCAUCACCAUGACGCCGUUUGACGUCAUUAGUACAAGACUCUACAACCAGCCAGUGGAUGAGUUUCGCAGGGGCCGGCUGUACCAUGGAUUUUCAGACUGUAUGCUGAAGGUGUGCCAAACCGAGGGCCUGCUAGGGCUGUAUAAAGGCAUGGGCCCUGUGUUUGUGCGCCUGGCCCCACACACAGUGCUCAGCAUGCUGUUCUGGGAUCUGAUGAGGCAGCAAGCAGCGAAGCACAACCAGAGCCAAGGAAGGAGCUGAAACACCUCAACACCUGCACACUGUAGGCCUGACAGCUACACCUGUUGAAGUCCCCCACUGAAUAAUUAAACACUGAAUUCAUAGCAAAUAUG